AUGUUCGGUCGCGUUGGAGGCAAUGCGCUUCGCUGCGCUACUCGUCGCCCCAUUGCGCGCCCCAACAUCGUUGGCCGCAAGUUCUCCCAUACUGCGGCUAACGCAUCCGUUGCUCCGGCAUCGUCGCCUCUGGGGAGUAUCACGGUGGAAUUGGAUCGCAUUGCGCCCCGGUUCGAAAUUUCAGCGUCGGAGGUCUCGAUCUUGAACUCGCCGGCCCAAUUCUACUCUACUCUCAAGCACAAAAUCCGCAAUGCCCGCAGUCGCGUAUACCUCUCGACCCUUUACAUCGGCAAGACCGAAUACGAGUUGAUCGAUACCGUGGCAGAUGCUCUACGUGAUAACCCGGACCUACAAGUUUCUAUUCUUUCCGAUGCGUUACGAGGCACUCGAGAAACCCCCAACCCGUCAUGCGCAUCGUUGCUCUGCUCCUUGGUGGAGGAAUUUGGCCCCGAGAGGGUGGAUAUUCGGAUGUACCAUACACCCAAUCUGACGGGUUUGAGGAAGAAACACAUCCCUCGUCGAAUCAACGAGGGCUGGGGCCUGCAACACAUGAAGCUGUACGGCAUCGACGACGAGAUCAUUAUCUCCGGAGCCAACCUGUCGGAUGACUACUUCACGAAUCGUUUGGAUCGGUAUCAUGUGUACAGUUCGAAGGCAUUGGCCGAUUAUUACGCGCGAAUCCACCAUGGCGUCUGUAGUCUGAGCUUCCAGGUCUUGCCAGACCCCAACAAUCCCUCCGCCUAUCUCCUGGAAUGGCCCACUUCCAAUGGAGCUCCUUCACCACUAGACAGUCCCGAAGACUUCAUCGGAUACGCAUCAACUAUUCUCAGCCCCCUCAUCCAAGCUUCCGACAACGAGCCUGUUCUCCCCUCCACUUCUAGCCAAACCUUUAUAUACCCCGUCGCGCAGUUCACUCCGCUCCUCAAGCCCGACACUUCCACCGAGUUCCCGGCUGUCACCAGUAUUCUCCGCCUCCUGUCCGAAUCGUCUGCAUUCGCUGGAGCCCGCUGGCUCUUUACCGCGGGCUACUUCAACAUCCACCCCGUUCUCUCCUCACUCUUGAUCGCAAGCACAUCCACCGACUCCAAAGCGCCAUCGACUACACAAGGCACCGUUUUGACUGCCUCGCCUUGGGCCAAUGGAUUCUAUGGCUCACCAGGUAUUUCAGGCAUGCUGCCAGCAGCCUAUACGCACCUAUCGGCGCGUUUCCUUGAUCGUGUUGCCGAUGCUCAGGCAACCAACUCCAUUCAGCUGAAGGAAUGGCGCCGCGGUACAGUCGGCACACCGGAAGGAUGGACCUACCACGCCAAGGGUCUCUGGAUCACAUUGCCGAAUGAAGAGCAUCCCAGUCUCACCUUUGUUGGCAGCAGCAACUACACGAAGCGAAGCUACAGUCUUGAUAUUGAGGUUGGGGCACUAGUUGUCACCAAUGACCAAGAGCUGAAGCGCAAACUCGGCGAGGAGACAGAGGUACUCCAGAAAGAUUCCGCACCCAUCUCACGUGAGGAUUUGAUGCGCACGGAGCGUCGCGUCGGAUGGAACGUGCGGUUGGCUAUGUGGAUCGUUGAGAAAGUUGGCGGAGCUCUCUAG
Molecule: messenger RNA, 1590 nt
Organism: Penicillium verhagenii
Lineage: Eukaryota; Fungi; Ascomycota; Eurotiomycetes; Eurotiales; Aspergillaceae
Product: CDP-diacylglycerol--glycerol-3-phosphate 3-phosphatidyltransferase
Exons: 3
Coding region: 1-1590 (529 amino acids)
Biological process (GO): cardiolipin biosynthetic process
Cellular component (GO): mitochondrion
Molecular function (GO): CDP-diacylglycerol-glycerol-3-phosphate 3-phosphatidyltransferase activity
Source: RefSeq, a predicted model, not a curated record